Molecule: messenger RNA, 2289 nt
Organism: Rubroshorea leprosula
Lineage: Eukaryota; Viridiplantae; Streptophyta; Magnoliopsida; Malvales; Dipterocarpaceae
Source: the annotation of a GenBank genome assembly
CCUUCAAAAAAAUGAAAAAAAAAAAGUAUUUAUGUUCGACAAUUGCCCUUCGUCUUCUACUUUUCUAUUGGCGUCACCUUUAGGUUCUUUUAGUAAUUUCCAUAAAUAAGGAGGUCAACUCCGUCUCAUUAAUUUCUGCCUUCACACCCUCAACGAAUCCGCCAUGUUCCCCUCCUCUGCAAACCAAACUCACCAAUUUCGAUAAACAUUAAUCGGUUGGACAGAUAGUCACCGCGAAAGCUAACAGAUGGCGACUUCUGAACCAGACCGCCACCGGUCCCGGAAUCGACCAUCGUCGUCGAAUCGACCGCCGGUGCGGCCGCCAGUUCGUGGCAGAGUCCAGCUCCGGAAGCUGCUCCGGGUUGCUUCUGUCGCGUGCGGCAUACAGUUCGGAUGGGCGCUUCAGCUUUCUCUAUUGACACCGUACGUUCAGGAGCUCGGGAUACCACACGCGUGGGCGAGCAUCAUCUGGCUUUGCGGUCCACUCUCCGGCUUAGUGGUUCAGCCUCUGGUUGGUCACAUGAGCGAUCGGUGCACCAGCCGGUUCGGUCGCCGCAGGCCUUUUAUAGUUGCCGGUGCCGUUUCGAUUUCUUUAUCCGUUUUGAUCAUCGGCCACUCUGCGGACAUCGGAUGGUUGCUCGGCGAUAGAGGAAAUUUCCGGCCGAGAGCUAUCGCGGCGUUUGUUUUCGGAUUUUGGAUCCUCGAUGUUGCUAAUAACAUGACUCAGGGUCCUUGUAGAGCUCUUCUUGCCGAUCUUACUGGAAAGGACCAUCGGAGGACUCGGGUGGCGAAUGCGUAUUUCUCACUGUUUAUGGCCGUUGGGAAUGUUCUUGGCUUUGCAACUGGAUCAUUUAGCGGUUGGUUUAAAAUAUUACCAUUUACCAGGACAUCUGCAUGCAAUGCUGAUUGUGCAAAUCUCAAGUCUGCUUUCUUUCUUGACAUAAUUUUCAUUGUAAUUACUACAUAUAUAAGCAUUGCAGCUGCUAAGGAAGUCCCUCUAGGUUCACCUACCAACAGAGGUGCACCUUCUAAUGAAGAGGGGCCAGGACAGUCAGGACAUGCUCAGGAAGCUUUUCUCUGGGAAUUAUUUGGAACUUUUAGAUAUUUCUCAGGGUCGAUAUGGAUAAUUUUGUCUGUUACUGCUCUGAAUUGGAUUGGAUGGUUCCCAUUUCUUCUCUUUGAUACUGAUUGGAUGGGUAGAGAGAUCUAUGGUGGCAAGCCAAAUGAAGGGCAGAUUUAUGCUACAGGAGUCAGGAUGGGUUCAUUGGGUUUGAUGUUGAAUUCAGUUGUCCUAGGAAUUACUUCAGUUCUUAUGGAAAAACUUUGCAGGAAAUGGGGGGCUGGUUUUAUCUGGGGAGUUUCAAACAUCCUCAUGGCUAUUUGCUUUCUCUCCAUGCUCAUUCUCUUCUAUGUGUCAAGUCAUUUGGACUAUGUUGGCCAGGGUACACCACCAAAUGGUGUUGUAAUUGCUGCAUUAAUAAUUUUUGCUGUCCUUGGUAUUCCAUUGGCGAUCACCUACAGUGUUCCAUAUGCGUUGAUUUCCACACGUAUUGAGUCUUUGGGACUUGGCCAAGGCUUAUCAAUGGGUGUUCUAAAUCUGGCAAUUGUCAUUCCACAGGUUGUGGUGUCCUUGGGAAGUGGACCAUGGGAUCAGCUAUUUGGUGGGGGAAACUCACCAGCUUUUGCUGUCGCAGCAGUUGCGGCGUUCACUAGUGGACUGAUGGCAAUUUUGGCUAUUCCUCGAAGCAGUGCCAGUGUUCAGAAGCCCAGGGCUGUCGUAUGAGGUAUUCUGUUGUACUUAAUUUUUUGUAUGUAAUACAAGAUGACUAUUAAAUUUUUUGUAUGUUAUGCUUAAUGUAGUGCUAUACUUAAUUUUUUGUAUGUUCUACAAGAUGACUAUUCCUCGUGGCAAUUUUUUGUUUGUUAUACUUAAUUUUUUGUAUGUUAUACAAGAUGGCUAUUAAUUUUUUGUAUGUUAUACAAGAUGGCUAUUAAUUUUUUGUAUGUUAUACAUGAUGAUUAUUCCUCACAGCAAUUUUUUGUAUGUUAUACUUAAUUUUUUGUAUGUUAUACAAGAUGACUACUAAAUUUUUUGUAUGUUGGUGAAGUCCUCAAGUAUGGAUUUGAGAAAGUCCCAAAACUGCUUACCACCAAGUUUAAUAGCUGCUGAUUGGGAUCUAUUCCUCACAUAAACCUCAUCAUUUUUGCCCUUCUUUUGAAAGGCAAUUUCCUUUUCCCAGUUUUGGUCCAAUCAUGAUGCAUUGGGAUCUCGUGCAUUUAGUGCUUGAA